GUUUCUGAAGAUGCAUUGUGGGUAAUCAAGAUGGCGGCCCUCGUGAGAGGAACGAGAGUUGGUUCACGUUUGAUGACCCUUUUACAGCGGAAUUCUUCAAGAUUAAGAACGCAUAUUCCUGCAGUACCAGUUCGUAUUUAUAGUUCCACAAGUAAGAAAGUGAAUCAGUCAGAAUAUGUCACCGGUAGGCGGACAGAAGUUGAUGAGGAAAGAAUUCAAGAAAUUAUCAGGGAAGGCAAGAGAGAACCGAGUGUGGACCCAAACGACCCGGGUUAUGUCUCCCACGGCUUCAGCAAGGACCCCCAUAUUGACACGUGGUCGUAUCGUUGGAUCUUCUUUAUGGGUUUCUCCAUUUUAAUGGUGGUUGCGCCGCUGUAUGUACAUUACCUACCUGAAAGCAACGGUCGUCAGUGGGCACGGAGACAGGCAGAGAUUGUCAUCAACGAGCGGCGAAAGAAGGGGGUACCGCUGAUCGAUGCCAACAUGAGCGAUCCAGACAAAAUCGUGCUGCCGUCGGAAGAGGAGGAAGAGAGAGUGUGGAAGAAUCUCCAUCGCUAGGGGGAUCGGGGUCUUUGUUUUAGAAAACAAGGAAUCUGAUUGGUCAAAUUAAUGUAUCACUGGUCAGAAAUGACACCCUGUGUCCAAUCACAGUGACUUUUAUCCAACAGAAAUUUCGAGCAGUUAUGAACGGAAGAAAAUGUUCAUUUCAUGUUCAUGAAAUUGGAAGCUCUGUAAAAGUCAACUGUGACUUGAAAGUUGAGCAUGAUCAUUUCUUACGUCUCGUUUUGUGGUUUUAUUUCUGUUACAUGAGAGAUGUGGGUAAAUCUACUCCAGUGAUACGUCAGUUUGCAUUGUUGUAUAAAAAAAAAAAUUAGUAAAGUAGGAUUGAAUUUUGUUUGAAAGGAAUGUGUUUCCCUAAAUAUUUGAUUUGUAAUAUUCUGUUGAAGUUGAGCAGUGAUGGCAAAAAAAAAAACGUAUUGCAUGAAAGAUUUCUGAAAGGUAACGUACCCACUGCAAACCCAAAGUUUGCACUUGAGUGUGCAUUAUUUGUGGUCAAAGUGAGAGUACGCCAAGUCGCAACAUGAUGAGAGAUCCAGACAAUUGGAAUCGAUACGAUAGUUGAACAUUUUACGUGCAGAUCCAGUAUCUGUGAAGUCUGAUAUCAGAGGAAUGUUGAGAACGGCUACAGAAACUCAAUGUUCUGAAUCUAGUUCAGAUUUUUUUUUCCAUAUUUUUUUUGGGUGAGAGUUUCAUAAUAAACUGCUAUUAAAGACAGUAGUGCAUUGUAUUGUUGUCCUUUGCUGUGAUGGGAGCUUUAUAAAUAUGGCUCUUACGGGAAUUGUGUUAAUCAGUAAAUCACAAGUUGAUCACAAGUCAAUCGCGUUAACAGGAGAACGGUGACAAAGGAAUGCCUUUUUUACAGUUCAUUUGAAAAGCUUGUAAGAGUGGACGACUUGUGGUGGCGUGUGACAGACUGGUAUAAAACUCUGGUUCUAAAGGGUAUGAAAAUGCUUUGUUGAUUAUUGUACAAGAAUAAUGUCAUGUUCAUGGAUGUGGUCGUUAGGGCAGAGGCUUUGUUUCGUUGCACAAAAUUGGUUUGUGUGCCAUCAGUGGACGAUGUUCUCCUCCGACUUGGUGUUUCAAAUAGAUCCCAUGGCACCCUUGUUUUGCAUGGAACCUGCAGAGAGCCAUAAGUUGGCAUAAGAUAAUUAACCCUAACGUACCUGCAUCCAUCAAAAUCCACACCCCUGUUUUGGAGGAUUUGGGCGGAUUCAGGACAGUAAGCCUUAGCGGUACUGCAGGAUUUUGAUGGAUGCAGGAUACCUCCAUGUUGAGCAGUUGGGGGACUUUAAUGGAUUCAGGAUCUCAAAUGUUUGGUGUGUAUGAGGUAUAUGUACUUUACUGGUGGAUUCUGGUGGACUCGGGACACCAACAUUGUUUUUGCAUGACAAAAUUGUUGGAUUUUGGCAGAUUCAGGAUACUUUCUAGUAAAAGUGCUCAUGGGGUUAGGGUUAAAAAGUUAUUUCGAAAUCAACAAACAAACUGGAGCAUGAUAGUUUGUUUCAAGUGGUUUUAUCUUCACGUAAACUUGAAUCCUUGAUCCUGAUUGGUCGAUCCAUGGCAACAAGCCGUGCUACAUAUAACCAUGUAGCACGGCCACGGUCCAUACCACACUCUGCGUAUUGCUCUUUUCUAAGAUGCGCGCAUCAUAUCGUACAACACGCACCUGCAAUAGGAUAACCACUGAAAAGAUCGUGCACUGAAUGCGUGUUUCAUCUUUACUGUGUGCCAAGUUUGCUUGAAGAUAAAUUCGUUAUCGCGCUCGCGCUCGUGGAACACGGAAAAUGUUGUGCGUCUGUGUUCCACAUACCACUCGGCCUUCGGCCUUUUGAUAUGUAGUACACACGCACAUUAUUCCGUGUUCCACUCGCGGGAUAACUUAUAUAGUCUGAUGUAGCUCUGUCCUGACUUCUAAAGGUCCAUGCAGUUAACUGAUUUGAAUACCAUUGGAAAUACUUAAAAAUUGUUUAAACUAGUAACCCUUGCAUUUUGAUCAGUGUAAUAUAAAAUAACAGAUUUUGAGUUGUUUUUGAGAUUAAAUACAUUUGGACUGAAGUAAGGA
Molecule: messenger RNA, 2623 nt
Organism: Patiria miniata (bat star)
Lineage: Eukaryota; Metazoa; Echinodermata; Asteroidea; Valvatida; Asterinidae
Product: NADH dehydrogenase [ubiquinone] 1 beta subcomplex subunit 11, mitochondrial-like
Exons: 3
Coding region: 31-558 (175 amino acids)
Source: RefSeq, a predicted model, not a curated record